GGAGGACUUAUAUGAGAGGGGAGUGACUCAUUAUCCAUCUUUGGAGGCCGGGCCUCACAGCAUGGCGGUCAUCACAUCUGCCCAAUGGCAGGCCAUGCUGGACGCAGCAGACGAGAGUCAGAAACCAUUCUUUCAAAAACUGUAUGAUGAUGCCGUGCAGAGGGAAAGGGAGGCAGCGGCAGCAGCUAGAGCCGCCGACAUUGCUGAUCAGGUGGCUCUCCUUCGGAUCCCGGAAGCCAAUGCUGACCGGUUCCAGGAGGAACUAGCUGCUGCUGUAGCAGCCUUGGUUCGACUGUGGAGCUUGGAAGAUCUCGAGACCCGCGUAACAGCGCUGGAGCAGCGGAACCAAGAGCUGCAGGCUGAGAUAACCAGCCUAAAACAGUCCCAACUGUCUGCCCCCCGCCCUCCUAGCCCGCGGUCUGCUGUAGUCCCGGUCUCUCAAUCAAACACAACCCUCAUAGUUAGAUCAAGCGGAACCAUGGCAAGCACAGGAACCGGUGCCAGCUCUUCGAGCGGCAGCGCCGACAGUUCUGCGCUGGUCAUGGUCCCAAAUGCAGGGACUUCAGCCCAAAACACCACAGUUCUUACUGGCGUUCAAUACAGCGGUCCCAUGGUGGACAAGCGGGCGGCCACGCUGCCGUCCAAGUACGACGGGAAGGCAGGCAUCAUCUCUUGGAUUAGUUCCAUGCGGUCGUACUUCGAGGUCAUGCGGACACCGCAAGAGGACCGAAGUAUGAUCAUGGGGACUAAUACUGAGCCCGCCGUGCGAAACCAUAUUGAGCUCCAAGCUGUCGCUGCAGUCUAUGCACGCAUAGACCUGACUGAUUGGCUGAAGGUCACCCCUGUCCGCGUUCUUGAGGAUCUUCUCCUUGACCGAUACCAGGAUAAACAUGCUACGCUCAAGGCUAGGCUGAAGCUUGAGGCCCUCAAGGGCCAAACAUGGAGGUCAUCCAUGCAGGCUUUGGAACAGCACUUGACUAGUCUGUUCACCACUCCGGAUCUGGGAAUGACUGACGUAUCUUGUAUGGAUGUAGUCAUGGGAGUGCCCCCUAAAGAUUACCUCUCCCUGCUAGCACUCAAGGACCAUGCCACCUGGCGAGAGCUCAUGAAGGACCUAGUCGACCUAGAGACCAAGGACCUCGCCAGGCGCAAGAAGGCCCCCGCUGCAGGUGGGAAACCACAACGCAAGCGGUUUGGAACCAGCAACCAGCUUGCACUGCAUGAUCAUCGGGAGGCUGAUGAUCAGUCCUAUGCGGAUGAUCUGUCCCUAGAUGACGAUUUAGAGCCGGACUCCGAUACGGGCUGUUCCACUUCAGCCAUUGAGUGUGACAGAAAUGAUGAUGAGAAACUUAAUGCAUUCAGAAAGACUGCUUCAAAUAAGGGGCCUAACCGUGGUUCAGGGAAACAGGCAAGGGGCGUAGAGGAGACAUCAGCACUCUCUACAACAAGAGAAGCCGAGCAGUCGGCUGCAGGCCCCUCUGAGGAGCCUGGAUCUAAUCAGCAGCUUGCUCUUGAAGCCCGAAGCAAUGCUGAAUCCAAGGCUGGUGCAGUCCGUGUAUUAUACACUGAGCCUUGGGAGGAGUCUAAAGAAGUUGACUUCCAUGCCCACAUGGAGCAUUGGCUGCAGCUCAAGCAGCAAUGCCGUGUCCAGGGGGGCGUGGAGCUGACCUUCUUUAAGCUGCUCAUUAACCGCCGAUAUGUCCGUGUGCUGAAUGACAGUGGUUCAACCACUAACUUCUUUUCUCCGAACGGGAUUCGUAAGGCGGGCCUGGGUAUGAAGCAAGUGGAACUGCAGAACCCUUGCCAGACUCAGGUGGGCAACCAAGAGGUUGUCACUUCCACUCAUGCUGUCAAAGGUGUGCGCAUCACCUUUGACAAGGAUCGCACUGUCACCCAUGAGCUCAACUUCUAUGUCAUGGACAAGUGUCGUUCGACGCGGUCAUUGGCUUGGGCUGGCUAAAGGCUCAUUGCCUAAGGACCACGUGGGCGGACAAUCAGUUCGUGGUGCUUGAUGCCAAGGGGAACGAGCAUACCGUCUUAUUAGAUGAGACGCGCGAGUCCCCAGUGACUCUUCUCAGUGCUAACAAAUUCUGCAGGUCAGU
Molecule: messenger RNA, 2102 nt
Organism: Chara braunii
Lineage: Eukaryota; Viridiplantae; Streptophyta; Charophyceae; Charales; Characeae
Source: the annotation of a GenBank genome assembly